AGUGCAGCAGUCCUCCAAGUACGCGACACCAACUCUUCUGUUGCACUUUCGUCCCCUGUCAAAUGUCCUGCUUGGAACUCAGCCUUGUACAACACCACCACUGGUAGCUCCUUCGCUGUGGACUGUGGCCAUGACCUUCCUCAAGGUGACAUGCACUGGGAGUACACCGCCAAUAUGGAUGAUUGCAUUGACCUCUGCGACUCUACUCCCGGCUGUGUCGCUGUCUCUCGCAGUGGCCAAGCCUGCUACUUGAAGAACAGGAUCAACACCCCAAGCACCAACGGUGGUGUUGUCAGUGCACGCAUCUUCGUGUCUAACGGAACCGCUUCUGGACGUACUCCCUACAUCAGCUGCCCAUCUUGGAACAACACAUUCUACAAUGAUACUGUCACUGGCACUUCUUGGAAGGUCGAGUGCGAUCUCAACCACCAAGGUGGAGAUCUUGGCCUCACUUAUGCCGACUCGCUCGAACAGUGCGCCAAGGAUUGUGAUCUUGCACCCGGUUGUGUUGCGGCUGUGUACCAGGGUAAUGCUUGUUACCAAAAGAGAAGCGUCGGCAAGGCCAGUCAAGCCGUCGGUCUUCUAGGCGUCCGCUUGAUCACCAAGCCUGAUGUCAAUCUCUAUGCAGCAACCGACGCAGCCUCUAUCGCCGCAGACGCUGCUGUGGCAAGAGUCAACCACAAGACCAGCAAGGUUCCUGGCAAGGCUUUUGACCGUUUCGUUACUAUCUGGCUUGAGAACACCGAUUUUGCUGCUGCUCAAGGCGAUCCCAAUCUCGCUUGGCUGGCACAGAAGGGUAUCGCUCUCAACAACUAUUUUGGUGUUACUCAUCCAAGUGAGCCUAACUAUCUGGCUGCCAUCUGUGGUGAUCAUUUCGGUCUUGCCGAUGACGCCUUCCGCCAGGUCCCAGAUAAUGUCUCCAGCAUCGUCGAUCUGCUAGAAGACAAGGGCAUCAGCUGGGCCGAGUAUCAGGAGCACAUGCCCUACGCUGGAUUUGAAGGGUUUUCCUGGGUCAAUCAGAAGACCCGUGCAAAUGAUUAUGUCCGCAAGCACAAUCCUGCUGGUGAGCAUCAUGAAAGUCUUUUGCCCUCCGAAAACGCUAANUCCUCUCCAGUCCUGAUGAACUCUGUCGCCGAGAAUCUCGACCGCCUGGCAAACAUCAAGAACUUCGACCAGUUCCAAGCCGAUCUUGAGGCCAACACCCUGCCGCAAUGGAUGUUCCUCACACCAAACAUGACCAAUGAUGGCCACGAUACCUCGGUCACGACUGCUGGUGCCUGGGCACGUCAGUUCCUGACCCCUCUGUUGAACGACACCCGUUUUAUGCAAAACACCCUCGUUCUUCUGACGUUCGAUGAGAGUCACACAUACAUAACUCAGAACAGAGUCUUCUCAAUUAUUUUGGGUGACAGUAUCAGCAAGGACCUCAUAGGGACCCAAGACAACAACUUCUACAACCACUACUCUGAGCUCUCGACUGUGGAAGCCAACUGGGACCUGGACACUUUAGGUCGUUGGGAUGUUGGGGCGAAUCUCUUCAAACUUGUCGCCGACAAGACUGGUGAUACCAUCGUUCCUUGGUCGGAUGCUCAGUCACCUUCCGGCUCUGUUCACCUUGCCAAUUCCUACCCUGGUUACUUCAACUCUGUCUACAGACGUAUUCCUGCUCCUGUCAUUUCCCUUGUGCAGAAUGGCCGCAAAGUCUGGGGUCCUAUUCAGAACCUUUGGAGGGGUCAGGAUGCGCCGUCUUAUUACUCCAACACAGUGGAGAUUCCCGAUGGCUCGCGCCCACCUUCGUGGUAA
This is a messenger RNA of Aureobasidium musti, 1803 nucleotides long. NCBI's taxonomy places the organism in Eukaryota, Fungi, Ascomycota, Dothideomycetes, Dothideales, Saccotheciaceae. The record is from the annotation of a GenBank genome assembly.